UGCAUUAACUGAUGCUGUUUUACAAAACAAUGGCAUAAGAUUUAAUGUCCUAAUAAAACAUUUUUUAGAAUGCCAUUUUUUCCUUUCGAACUAUAGACCUAUUUGCAUAACCUACAUCUUGCAUGCAAUGUAGAUGUCUGAAACGGGGGGAAACAUUUGAAAACGAAGAAGCUACGCUGUGUGAACUUGUCCAAUAAGAAAGUACAUUAUCCUUCCCAAGUUGAAAACGUUUUCUCCGGUUUGUUGUCCACGGAAGACCGCCUACAUUGUGAUGUCAGACAAAGGACCCAGGCAGGAUGCAGGAGCGCUCGGGAAGUUGUCGCUGUGGAUUCGUCCUGGUACAAAUGGCGAGCGCCAUGAAAACAGUGUUAUUGACCACGCACAAGACAAGACAACGUACACUGUUCACGUGUAAGCUUGUGUUACAGGAAACUUUGAAAAAGCAGAGCUUUUUUUUCCCUCUUCACCAAGACAAUGUUUAACAAUACUGUCAUUCAGCUAAAAUGGUUGACAGAACACUGUGAACCUCCGGUAAAACUCAACAUCUCCUGGUGCCUAAGGAGCUCCCGCUGCUUCCACGAGCCUCUGAAGGCAGGGAGCUACUUCAGAACGACAACUGUGAAGCAGGAAGGAUGCAGUGGGUUCUAUGUGUUUUAUCAGUACCCUGCCAUUGAGUGCAAACAGCACAUGACCCACAGUGAGCCUGUCACUGUCAAGGACAAAGAGAUGAGGAAAAGGAGUGCUGAGAAUCGAAAGGAGACGUUUUCUGUCAAAGCAGAGGCAGCUGUGGCCACAGGCAAUGCCCCAGCCCCCGCUGCAAAGAAACAAGUGACUCCCCAGCAUCACUUUGAUGCAAUGGCUCAGACCUGGGAGGAUGGCCUUACAUGUUCAUCAUCCCACAUCAAGGAGAAGAGCAGCGCCGCCACUGACUCUGUCCCACCACAGAACUGGGACAUCCAACAUAACGAGUGGAAGUCAGUAGGAACGGGAACCCUUUGACUACAUCUGUUUCAGAAUGACUUAUGAUCGUAAGUCAAUUCUGCCGUGUUCUACAUGGUGAUGUGGGUCAUCUAUGUGUUGCUGGGCCUGCUGUGGCCUUGGCUGUCAGCCUGCUACUGGAGAGAGCUGCUCGGGAUCCAGUUCUGGAUCGGCGGGGUCAUCUUCCUGGGCAUGCUGGGGAAGGCCGUGUACUACGCCGAGUUCCAGAGCAUCCGCUAUGACGGCCUCUCCGGUCAGGAGGGGGAGAGACAAGAACCUUACAGAAAAGCCACUUGAUUUCACUUAUGAAAUGUCACUUGAAAUUCACGUGAUCACUUGAGAAACACGUUUUUGUCUGUAAUUGGUCUUUUAAGGAAAUCAACAUGGGGUUUAAGUGGUCAUUUUUGGUGGACACCCCUAAACACAUAUUUUCAGCCAAUUUUGUUUUUCUACCUAAAUCUUCCUGGUGGGCAAGGUUGGAAUUGGGUAAAAGACAGUUGCUCCUAGUGUGGUGCUAACUGUGCUGUUGUACUCCAUUUUAAUAAGCUUUAUUUGUGUGCUGUGUCCUCCAACAGUCCAGGGGGCAGUAGUUUUUGUGGAGAUCCUUUCAGCAGUGCGGACCCUGGCCCGUGUGCUCGUCAUCAUCGCUCGUCUUGGUUAUGGAAUUGUCAAGGGAGUCAGUCCCUUCAUAAGAGGUCACAUUGUUAAGACAGUGGAGAGUGUUAAACUCUAUUUCCAAUUCUGUCUCUCUCACUGUCUCUGUCGCUCUCUCUCUGCCUGCCUGUCUCUCUUUCUCUCUCUCUCUCUCCGUAGGCCAAGGCUCAGUGCAUUGAUACACAGGGUGGUUGGGGUGGGACUGCUCAUUUCAUUUUUAUUUUUACCUUUAUUUUUACCUUAUAUUCUCCGUUGUCGAGGGAAUCCUGAGGGUCAAUUCGGGUAAGUCUGGUCUCUGUCCUCUCCUUUCUGAUCAAUAUACUACCUCGGUAUUCCCCAAAAUAUAUUGUCCACCUAACUAGACUAUUAAAACAUGUUGAUACGUUUUUGAUACGAAACUAAACUAAACAAUGCCAUGAUGCUCUUUGUUGAAUAUCUUCAUCUUUGGCCAAAGGAUGCCAGGAAUCUUGUGUGUGUAGUAGUACCGUCAU
This is a messenger RNA of Oncorhynchus mykiss (rainbow trout), 2123 nucleotides long. NCBI's taxonomy places the organism in Eukaryota, Metazoa, Chordata, Actinopteri, Salmoniformes, Salmonidae. The record is from RefSeq and is a predicted model, not a curated record.